GGGGAAUUCCAUGGAUCUAGGGCCGGGAAUUGGGAAUGAGGAGCCAAUGGAAGGCCCCACAUUCCCGGGAUCUUCGUGCCGCGGGAACCCCGGAAUUCUCCCCUUUUCCAGCGGGAAGAUGCGGAGCGUGCGGGCCGGGCUAUCCCAGCCCCCUGGAGGCCAUGAAAGGGCCCCGGGAGCGGCUGCUGUACCUGCCCUGCAUCUACCGGAACACCGGGAUCGACAUUCCCGAUUUCCUGGCCACCGUGGACGUGGAUCCGCAAUCGCCGCAGUACUGCCAGGUUAUCCACCGGCUGCCCAUGCCCAACGUGGGGGACGAGCUGCACCACUCGGGCUGGAACGCCUGCAGCAGCUGCCACGGGGAUCCCGGCAAAUCCCGGGAUUUCCUCAUCCUGCCCGCCCUCGUCUCAUCCCGAAUCUACGUCGUGGACGUGGCCAGCCAGCCCCGAGCUCCCCGCAUCCACAAGGUGGUGGAAAGUGAGGAAUUAUCCCGGAAAGGUGGAGCUGCUUUCCCACACACUUCCCACUGCCUUCCCUCGGGAGAAAUCCUCAUCAGCUGCCUGGGGGAUCCCCAGGGAAACGGAAAAGGCACUUUCAUCCUCCUGGAUGGAAAAACCUUCGAAGUGAAAGGAAAUUGGGAAAAAGGAGGGAAAAAUCCCAAUUUUGGUUACGAUUUCUGGUACCAGCCCCGGCACAACGUCCUCAUCAGCACCGAGUGGGGAAUUCCCAAAAUCCUGGAGCGAGGAUUCGACCCCAAGGACGUGCAGGAAGGGCGUUACGGGCGUUUUCUCAACGUUUGGGAUUGGAGCGAGCGGCGGCUGCUGCAGGGCUUGGAU
Messenger RNA from Cyanistes caeruleus (blue tit), 836 nucleotides. The record is from RefSeq and is a predicted model, not a curated record. NCBI's taxonomy places the organism in Eukaryota, Metazoa, Chordata, Aves, Passeriformes, Paridae.